CAUCUCCCUUGCACCCUCACACCACUUGAUCCCACCAUUCGCUACUUGUGAAAUAAAAUUAAAAAAAAAAAAAAGGAAAAAAGAAAACCGGAAAUUAAAAACAGGAGCAGUCAGUUCAUUUGUUCAUCGACCAAAUGAUGGAUCGGAUCUUCUUUCAUGUCAACACUCUCCCUUUCUAUCGCUGGUCCUUGAAGAGUCAUUCUCAUUGCUUCUAGUAAACUAUCAGAUCGCUUUCUAUCUUUUCGAAGCACAAUUCCUUUAGGGUUUCGUCUCCUCCUUUGUUCUUCUACUUUGCGAUGCUAUUACGUACAGAAGCUGAUACAUUAGCCGUUGCUUCGUCCUCUUUUUUUUUUCGAAUUGGAUGAUUUGAUCGGAUUUUCUACGGUUCGUAGAAUUGAAGUCUUGCCACAAGAAAAAAAAUGGCGGCUUCUCCUGUCAAGUUUCUCUUUGGAUUCUUUAUGACUUCCAUCACAUUGUUGAUGGUUUUCAUUUUUGCUUCAAGGUUGCUGGCUUGGAUUCUAAGCAGGAUACUUGGAGCAUCUGUUGGAUUCCUUGUUGGUGGAUGGAAAUGUUUGAAGGAUGUUGUUGUAAAGUUCAAUAAGGGUGCUGUUGAAUCCAUAUUAGUGGGUGAAAUCAAGCUUAGUCUAUGCCAGUCCUUGGUUAAACUUGGGGCUGGCAUUCUUUCUAAGGAUCCAAAGCUGCAGGUGUUGAUAUGCGACUUGGAAGUUGUAUUGAGGCCUUCGAGUAAAAGCUCACAGAAAUCUAGAUUGCGGAAACCUCGCACAUCAGGAAGGGGAAAGGGAAAGUGGAUGGUUGUAGCUAACAUUGCAAGAUAUUUUUCGGUUUUUGUCACGGAUUUGGUCAUGAAGAUGCUCUCUGGCAUUAUAGAGAAGCCUUCUUGUUCUUUUAGCUGCGAAGAGUUCUCUCUUUCUUGCGAAUUUUGCCAUGAUAGGGAAGCUGUGUAG
This is a messenger RNA of Hibiscus syriacus, 965 nucleotides long. Its product is annotated as protein SABRE-like. The coding region runs from base 420 to 965 and encodes 181 amino acids. NCBI's taxonomy places the organism in Eukaryota, Viridiplantae, Streptophyta, Magnoliopsida, Malvales, Malvaceae. The transcript has 5 exons. The record is from RefSeq and is a predicted model, not a curated record.